Molecule: messenger RNA, 322 nt
Organism: Oryctolagus cuniculus (rabbit)
Lineage: Eukaryota; Metazoa; Chordata; Mammalia; Lagomorpha; Leporidae
Product: sperm-associated antigen 11A
Biological process (GO): defense response to bacterium; cell chemotaxis
Cellular component (GO): extracellular region
Molecular function (GO): chemoattractant activity; CCR6 chemokine receptor binding
Source: RefSeq, a predicted model, not a curated record
CUCCCUCUCCCAGAUUUAUUCCUCUGCACAGAGGGGCAGGGAGUGCCGAGGGAACCUUAAAACAUGAAGGUCCUCUUUGUUUUUGCUGUUUUCUUCUGUUUGACUCAAACAAGCUCAGGAGAUAUUCCACCUGGAAUUAGGAAUACCAUCUGCCGUAUGCAACAUGGAACCUGCAGACUUUUUUUCUGCCAUUCUGGUGAGAAAAAGGGUGACAUUUGCUCAGACCCUUGGAAUAGAUGCUGUACAUCGAACAGAGUGGAAGAAGGCAAAGACAAGGAUGGCAGAUUUGGGACGGAAAGUGUAAUCCCCUGAAGGCAGAGAU